AAUUAAAUGUACACACAUAUAAUAACUCAAUAUAUAAGACUGUGUUUGGUUGAUAGCAUUUCUUAGACUUACAACUAUGGCAGAAUCAGACAACGAGUCAGGAGGAGGUCAAACAGGUUACAAAGAGCAAGACAGGUUUCUUCCAAUAGCAAACGUAAGCAGAAUCAUGAAAAAAGCUUUACCAGCAAACGCAAAGAUCUCAAAAGAAGCUAAAGAAACAGUUCAAGAGUGUGUAUCAGAGUUUAUAAGUUUCAUAACAGGGGAAGCUUCUGAUAAGUGUCAAAAAGAAAAGAGAAAAACAAUUAAUGGUGAUGAUCUUCUUUGGGCUAUGACAACACUUGGAUUUGAAGAUUAUGUGGAGCCACUUAAGAUUUAUUUGAGUAAGUAUAGAGAGAUGGAAGGUGAAAAAAGUGCUAUGAUUGGAAGAAGUGAUCAUAGAGAUCAUGGAAAUGUUGGUGAAGGUAGUGGUGGAGUUUAUAAUCAUGGAGUUGGAGUUUCAUCUUCUAUGAUGAUGAUGAUGGGGCAUAAUAUGUAUGGAUCUGGAAGUGGAUCGCCGUCUUUCGGAAGGAGUAACAGAUAGCAGAGACUAAUCAUUCGAGUCAGAUAUGAUCACAAUAGGCGGCAAAAUUCUACAUCAACUUUAAUGCCGCUUCUUUCUGAUGGCUGAAUUUGAACUAUGUACCUAUGACGACUAAGCUGGAAUAGACUUAGAAAAAAAAAAAAAAAAGCUGGAAUAGACUUGAAUCAUCUCAUCUAUGCGUUCUUGACUAGAUAUCAGGUUUAUAUAUGCUUAUCUUUGAUAUAAAUUCUAUGUAUUUUUUUAAUUUAGAAUUCCCUAGAGAGACAUUAUGGAUGGUGGUGUGGAAUUAAUGCACAAAUUCUUUGUAUUUUUCAUUUGCUUUUUGGGGGGAGGUGAUGAAUGUUGCAUGUAUUAUGUAUAUAUAGUUACUUGUGUUGUGUACUAUUUUUUUCUUCAAUAACUUUCCCAAAUUGUAUAUAUAUUUCAAUAAUCAAUUCCCAAGUUAGAAAUUGAA
Molecule: messenger RNA, 1034 nt
Organism: Trifolium pratense (red clover)
Lineage: Eukaryota; Viridiplantae; Streptophyta; Magnoliopsida; Fabales; Fabaceae
Product: nuclear transcription factor Y subunit B-3-like
Exons: 1
Coding region: 77-580 (167 amino acids)
Biological process (GO): regulation of transcription by RNA polymerase II
Cellular component (GO): CCAAT-binding factor complex; nucleus
Molecular function (GO): RNA polymerase II cis-regulatory region sequence-specific DNA binding; DNA-binding transcription activator activity, RNA polymerase II-specific; protein heterodimerization activity
Source: RefSeq, a predicted model, not a curated record